Struthio camelus australis is the source of this 4802-nucleotide messenger RNA. NCBI's taxonomy places the organism in Eukaryota, Metazoa, Chordata, Aves, Struthioniformes, Struthionidae. The record is from RefSeq and is a predicted model, not a curated record.
GAAAAGAGAAGAAAGUACAAAAGAAGUGUUUCCCUCUACUGGCUCAUCUUCACUGUGCCACUCUCCCAUUCUGAUUACUCCUCAUAAUCACUAAGGGAAGAUGAGUAGCCUUUUGCGAGUAUGACAUCUCUGACUGGUGUCAUUGCUUCCCAUCAGUCUGAGUGGGUGUCCUUCAGUGAUGACCUGCUCCUCCCUGUUAAACUGCAAGGUAGCACUGAGGAGCCUCUGGAAAAAUGUUUUUCUUCGUCAGAUACCUCCUCAGAAGAGAACCAAAAUGUGGAUGGAGAAUUUCAGGAUCUUUCCCACAACAAUCUGAACGAUGGAGCUGACAAUCCCAAGGUGGAUUCUGCUGUACUUGGGAACCAUGUAUCUCCCAGAGCUGAUCUGUCAUCAUCCAUUAGUGCUUGGGUUCAGUUUGAAGAUGCACCAUGGACCAGUGCUCCACCAGCCCAUCCACAAGCAGUGUCUCCACCAAAGGCACCCAGCUGGACUUCCCCCUCCUCAGACUCUUCUGAGAGACGAGCCCAUGCCUCAGAGAGCAGCUGGACAACCAACUCAGAGGACACAAGCAGCCCAAGCAUUGCUCCCUCCUACACAGAUCUGCAAUCGAUCAAUACUGAGGACUUGACGAGUGGUGGAACAUCUGUGGCAGAUUCAGCUGACAAUUCCUCAUCUCUCCAGGAAGAUGAAGAGGUAGAUAUGGAGGCUGUCAACUGGCAGCUGAACAACACCUCCAUGAAUGGGCAUUCUGCUACCCCAACCACAGCUCGCUUUCCCAGCUGGGUGACUUUUGAUGACAAUGAAGUCAGUUUUUCACCACAGAACCUUUCUCCCUUGAAAACAGACACCCCACCUCCAGAAAAACAGACUCCAGAUGUCAACUUUAACCUCACUGCAUCCUUUAAGAAAAGAGAACGUCCUAAAAGCACAUUGGGUGACCUCUCCAAAAUUCAAAAGCUAGAUCUUUCCUCCUUAACCAAGUUGCCUUCUGUUGAAACACCACCGUGGAGUGCUACUAAUCCCUUCUUGGAUGAAUCUCUGCGAGAUGUCCAACCCUCACCCAUCAAUCCAUUUAGCUCAUUCUUUGAGGAGCGAGACAGGCGUUCCCAAAGUUCUUCUGUGGCUAGUGCUCCAGGCAAAAGCCAAAGAGACUCUCUCAUUAUUCUCCACCAAGAACCUGAUACCAUCAGUUUCCAUGAGUCAAACAAAAGUGUCAUCCACACAGAUGCUGUAGAGCAGCUCAAGCAACUCCAGAUUGGAGACCCAGAUCACGUGAGCAGCCCUACCUUGCCUGAUGAUGACCCCAUGAUGCCACAUGAUUUGGGUGCCAACUUAUUUAGCCUGGCACCAGCUCAACCAAAGGAUGGAUGGCCAAUGAUGCUCAGGAUCCCGGAGAAGAAGAAUAUUAUGUCAUCCAGGCACUGGGGACCAAUAUAUGUCAAGCUGACUGACAGUGGAUGUAUACAGCUUUUUUAUGAAAAAGGACUGGAGAAACCUUUCCGGGAAUUCAAACUUGAAAUCAAUCAUGAGAUUUCAGAGCGCAAACUCCAAAACUAUGAUGAGAAUGGAAGGAUACACAGUGUGCGGAUAGACCGUACCACUUACAAGGAGAAAAAGAAGUAUCAGCCUAAGCCAGCCAUUGCUCAUGUAGCAGAGAGAGAGCAAGUUAUCAAGCUGGGAACUACAGAUUAUGAAGACUUCCUUAGUUUCAUCAGUGCUGUGCAGGACACACUGAUGAACUUGCCAGCCUCAUCAACAGAUCUGAGCACAGUAGGACUGAACUACCAAGAAGAAGAAAUCACUGUUGACGUCAGGGAUGAGUUUCAUGGCAUAUUGGCCAAAGGAGACAAUGUGAUUCUCCAGCACAGUGUGCUGACCCAUAUCUAUGUUCUCAGCUUCCUUUCUGGCCUGGCAGAAUGCAGACUGGGCCUUAAUGACAUCCUGAUCAAAGGCAAUGAAAUAGUUGCAAGGCAGGAUAUUAUGCCCACUACUACCACUAAGUGGAUUAAAUUAUACAGCUGUCGGUUCCAUUCAUGUGUGGAUGAAGAUAUGUUUAAUAACUCCCGUAUUAUUCUAUUCAACCCCUUGGAUGCCUGCCGAUUUGAACUGAUGCGAUUCAGAACUGUCUUUGCUGAGAAAACUUUGCCUUUUACUCUGAGGACAGCAGCCAGCAUCAAUGGUGCUGAGGUGGAAUUGCAGAGCUGGCUGAUGAUGUCCACGGGGUUCUCUUCCAACCGUGACCCUUUAACUCAGGUCCCUUGUGAAAAUGUGAUGAUCCGCUACCCAGUGCCAAAUGAGUGGGUGAAGAACUUCCGCAGGGAGAGCGUCCUGGGGGAGAAAUCUUUGAAAGCCAAGGUGAACAAGGGUGCCAGUUUUGGAUCAACCAGUCUGUCUGGUUCAGAGCCAGUAAUGAGAGUAACUUUGGGGACUGCCAAAUAUGAGCAUGCCUUUAAUUCCAUCGUAUGGAGGAUAAACAGACUGCCUGAUAAAAACUCAGCUUCUGGCCAUCCUCACUGCUUCUUCUGUCACCUAGAGCUUGGCUCUGACCGGGAAGUGCCUUCCAGUUUUGUCCGCCAUGUCGAUGUGGAAUUUGACAUGCCCACUACGUCUGCAUCCAAAGCCACUGUUCGGUCCAUCUCUGUUGAGGACAAGACCGAUGUGAGGAAGUGGGUCAACUAUUCAGCACACUACAGUUACAAGGUAGAAAUAGAGCAGAAAAAAAGCUUGAAUGAGGAUCUGAAGGGAGAAGAUGCCGAAAACCUCAAUGAAUGUGCCACACAGUGAAAGAGCGGUCUGCAAGUCCUAAGAGAGGAGUGGUAGAAUUAACAGCCCUAGAAGAAAAGAACUGCAGCAUUUUGGUAUUGUUCUUGAAAAGUAUGGAUUAUUACUUUCAAAAUAAUGCUCCACAUAGCAUUGAGUAUUUUUGCUCAUGAUGAUCUAUACUUUGAAAAGAAGCUCACCAGUGGUUUGUUUGGAGUGGACCCAUGGGCUUUUGCUGGAAUGAUUUAGGUACAGUCGGUGUAUAGACAGACUGACUUGUAUUACAGUCAAGCUUACCUUCACUGCCUCCUCACCGUUUAGGUUCUGCACUGAAGUAUGGUGUGGCCACCAGCACAGCCAAAUCAGAAAGCACCCUUCAUCUCACUUGCAAUCUUGCUCUCCUAUGUUAAGCAUAUGAUAAGCUGGUUUGGUCGUCGGCAUUUUCAUUUCCUUCUGAACUGCCUAAUAAAACCCAGGGAGCACUGAGUAAAGAAUGAUACAGUGUCUCAUUUCUGAAAUUGUCAACAUAGUGAAAAUCCUGAACAUCGUUCUGGAGAAGCAACAAACUCUGCGUCUUAAACAUAGUAAAUGUCAAGCAGAUGAACAAGAGUACAGCUGAUCAUCUGGCUGUUCUUCUAUUCACCCUUUCCUGCCUUGUCCUCCGAACUAGAACAUGUCAGAGUGCACAUUUUCAUUGGGUCUGGACAAGUUACAAGAAAGCUUCUGCAAUUCCUAAAAUUUUUCAUUUUUUAGUCUGGGCUGUCUAUUAUCUUGACUAAACAUGGUUAUAGCUGCUAGUAACAGAGGAUGUGGUUAUAAUAGAGAUGAUAUAGAUGGGACAUUACUAAGAUUAGCCUAGAAAGAUAUUUAAGGAAAACACGUUCUUUUUUGAAAAUGUUUUUAAUGUUAAUGUGGUUGAUCAUUGAAAAAAGCCGAAACAAUAUUACUGUCUGUCCUUGCAACACAGUAUUACUUUCAUGUUCUAUUUUGGAUCUACAAUACAAGUAAUUUGUGUGCAACUAUCUUUAUAAAACACCCGCUAACUUAGACUCAGCUUUUUUCCAGCACUAAAACGGGCUUCCAUUGUGGAGAUUUUUAGAUCUACCUUAGCCAAAAGUAACAUCAGGUCUUAAACCUUCUUUAACAAAAAUACAGAAGGCAAAAAAAAAUCACUCAUUCAUAUAUAUUAUUAUUCAGAUAAAACAGUGUUUGAAAUAUCUAGUUUUUGUAGUUGUUUUUAUGACUUGCAUAAUAUUUUGUCUCAAAGUAAUUUUAAAUAUAAAAAAGUAAUUUAUUAAACCAUUUAUCUUUUAAAAGGUUACUGCUGGCUUUAAAAUCACAUAUUUGGAAGGCCCUGGCAAUGUAAUUUAACCUCAUAAUGGAUUAAAAUGAAAACUUUUUAUAAAAGGUUUAUAAAAAUAUAUUACAUUUCACAUAACAGAAAACUAAUUUUCGCUUCUGAUUCAUCACUGCUUUCACUGUUUAAUUUUUCACCAUGAAAAUCACUACAAUGGUUAAAGUCCCCAAUAAAACAUGAGAUUAAUUACAUUGAGUCUAAAACCUGUAGUGGUAGACUUUAAAGCACAUUAUAGGGAACUUCUGAAUGCCUUUUAAUUUCAGGCCUAGAUCAACUCAGUGAUGUAUAUUUACCCAGCCAUGCACCAGCAAAAUUACACUGCUGUAAAUUAGUAAAAGUCUCAGUCCUUCAAGGACUUCUUAAUGAGCGUAUACUGUUGCACUGCAAGAGAACAUCUCUGAGCAUGCCAAUUAGUACCAAGUAUUUGCAACAUCUCUCUGUAAAUGGGAGAAUGGUACUAACUCUUAUGAAGCAUUUUGAGAUCAGUGGGUGAAAACUACUGAUAAAGUGCUAAGAAUUAUUAUUUAUUAAUUAAUAAUUUAAAUAGAUCCUGAAAUGUGUAACAGCAAAAAUCUGAAUUCAUGCUGUCAGCUCUGUUACAGGCUAUGAUGAAUUUCAUGGCAACUCCUCUGUACAAAAUUCACUUUUCUUCUCAUUGUUCUUUCUUUUCACUAAUUGUUUGCAG